Paramecium pentaurelia is the source of this 1011-nucleotide messenger RNA. NCBI's taxonomy places the organism in Eukaryota, Ciliophora, Oligohymenophorea, Peniculida, Parameciidae. The record is from the annotation of a GenBank genome assembly.
AUGAUUAAUCAAUUUUUAAGAAAUAUCAAAUUACUUUAGAAUGUAAAGUAAUUGGUUUUAGGUAAUCCUACAGCUGACAUGGAUUCGUGUGUUGGAUCUAUUCUUUUAGCCUAUCAUCUAACUUAAUUAUAAAUCCCAACAGCACCAAUCAUUAAUUAUAAUAGAGAAUCAUUUAAAUCUCAUUUCGAGACAGCUGAAUUAUUUGAUGUUAAUGAUUUGAUAUUUAUUAAUGAAGUGGAUUUAUAUUAAUAUGAUUUGAUUCUUUAUGAUCACAAUGAUAUCAAAUAUACAAAUAAUUAAAUUGGAUGUAUUGAUCAUCAUGAAGAUAAAGGAUAAUAAUUUAGUCAAUUUAAAAAAAUAGAAAAAGUAGGUUCUGCAGUAACUUUGGUAGCAGAAUAUAUGUAAUUAGAAAAGAAUUAUAAAUGUAAAUAAGAAAUUGGAGAAAUAGCAUAAUUUAUAAUGAAAACCAUAUUGAUAGAUACAUUUAAUUUCCAAUAAAACCAAUAUUAAAUUAGAUGGGUAUUAAAAGACAAAGAAAUUUUUGAUUUAUGUCAUUCUUUCUAUCCUUAAUUUGAUGCUAAACAAGAAUAUUAACAUCUUACAGAUUUGAAAUAUGAUGUUAAAUUGAAUUUGUAAUUAUCACUUAAAUAGUAAUUGCUUAAAGAUUACAAAAAAUUUUAUACUAUUGGAUAUAGUGUGAUAUUUAUCAAAUUAUAAGAUUUAAUGUAAAAAUAUCCAGAAGAUUAAUUAAUCAAUGAAUUCAAUUAAUUUAUGAUCAAAGAAGAAUGCAAAUCUUUGAUUAUCUUUUUUGUCCAUCAACAAAAUGACUAAAUAUAGAGAAGUAUGAUUAUAUAUGGAGAAUAUCAAUAAAAAAUACUUUAGUAAUUGACUUAAUUAAAAUUUGAAUUGUAACAUAGUCCAAUUUCUAAUUCAUUAUUACUCAAAGAUAUAGAUAAUAUUUAUAGUAGGAAAAUAAUUGAACCAUUAAUAUCAUAAUUGUUUCAUAAUUGA